AUUACUACGCCAUCGCUUGUAGAGAAUACAGCUAUGUGAUCGACCGCUAAUACAUUCUAUUUCGUUGCGUCCACACAAAAAUAUUUCGUGUUCUUGAGGUUCAACUCUAAAAUAUCAUGAGCGCUCCGGAGGUCGGAAAAGAGGAGGUCAAACAAAUUUGGAAAGGCAAAACACUCCUUUUCCAAUCGUUUAGACUGUCUGACGGAUUCUGGCAGCAUUAAAAGUAAAAAAAAUAGGAUGAGAGGAUCGAGUAAAAGUUCCGGACGUCCCAUACCCAUUCCUUUAGAACCUCUUAAAGAAGGCCAUAGAAUUGAUCCGCUGGAAAGACUAUUUCUUGAGGCAGCUGAAAGGGGAGAUAAACAUACAGUUAUAAGAUGUCUGCACGGUCCAAGGCCUGUCAACGUUAAUUGUACAAAUAUUCUCGGCAGAAGCGCCAUUCAAAUAGCGGUUGAUAACGAGAAUGUGGAAUUAGUCGAACUACUACUCAAGCAGGACGGUGUUCGAAUAGGGGAUGCCCUCCUUUACGCUAUCCGCGAAGGCGUCUACAGAAUCGUCGAGAUGCUAAUCGAUCAUCCGUCCAUAACUAGGGACAUGUUGGGUAACGCUUGGGCUGGUUAUAAAUUGGAAGAAAACUCUGGAAUCGAAAGUUCUGAUUAUUCGCCGGAUAUCUCACCAAUAAUGCUUGCUGCCCAUUGCAAUCAGUUUGAAAUUUUGCAGCUGUUAAUCUCCAGAGGUGCCCGAAUAGAAAAACCCCAUAGGCUUACUUGUUCAUGUACAAGAUGUAAGGAGGAGGUGCAGUCCGACUCUCUGAGAUACUCCUUAUUACGGAUCAAUACAUACAAGGCCCUCGCCAGUCCGGCAUGGAUUUCCCUAACGAGUCCUGAUCCAGUUUUAUCUGCUUUUAAACUUUCUUGGGAUCUGGAAAAAUUGGCUAUGAGAGAGAAUGAAUUCAAGGAUAUCCUUAAUGAACUGAGUGAACAGUGUAAAAAAUAUGCUUGCGACCUCCUCGAUCAGUGCAGAUCUAGCGAGGAGGUUAUUGCGGUCCUAAAUAAAUCAUCCGAUAGCGACAACGAAGGCGAUGAUUCGGACGAAGAGGUCGAUUGCGAGAGGCUGACUCUUGACAGGCUGAAAGAGGCCCUCAAGUACGAACAAAAGCAGUUUGUCGCCCAUCCUCAUUGCCAACAAUUACUCGCUUCAAUAUGGUACGAAGGUUUACCAGGAUGGAGGAAAAGCAAUUUCUUUGUUAGAACAGUCAUAAUCGUCAUACUUAUCGCUCUUAUGCCUUUAAUGGCCGUCUACUAUCUCAUUUUCCCAAGAUCCCGAUUGGGUCAGUUAAUUAGGAGUCCAUUUAUGAAAUUUAUGUAUCAUUCGGCGUCAUUCGGAGUAUUUCUAUUCCUGUUGAUAUUGGCCUCGAUAAAUAUGGGUUCUCGGGAACAAACUCAAAUACAGAGGAAACAACGGCGAGGUCCUGCCUUGAGUCCUCUCGAAUGGCUAGUCUUCCUCUAUGUAAUAGGCUUCAUAUGGAGUGAAUGCAAACAGCUGUGGGAUGAGGGCUUAAAGGCUUACAUCCGCCAAUGGUGGAAUUGGCUAGACUUUAUUAUGCUUUCUUUAUAUUUGUGCACGUUUACUCUUCGAUUUGUCGCUUUUAUACAUUCUUUGGACGAAGAACAGUAUGGACCAAAAAUGUUACCAAGGACCAAGUGGCCGAGUAACGAUCCAACUCUUGUCUCUGAAGGAGUUUUCGCGAUAGCCAACGUCUUCUCCUUUGCUCGAAUUAUUUAUUUAUUCCAAGCUAAUCCAACGCUCGGUCCGCUCCAGAUUUCUCUUGGUUGCAUGCUAAUUGAUAUUGGAAAGUUUCUAUUUAUAUUCUUUCUCGUUUUAACAUCAUUCGCCUGCGGCCUCAACCAAUUGUACUACUAUUACACGGAUUCUGAUAAAACUCAAGGCGCCGUUAUUGUCGAUAACGGAAAGGAAUACGAGAACGCUUUUGAUCCUCUAUUACAAAGUUACAUCACUCUAUUCUGGGCCUUGUUUGGUCUGACACCUUUAUCAACGGUUAGGGAGAGUUCAGUGCACGAAUUGACGAAAUCAGUGGCGGAAGCUUUAUUUAUGGCUUAUCACGCCAUGGCAAUUAUUGUUCUCGUAAACAUGUUGAUUGCCAUGAUGUCUAAUUCUUUUCAAGAUAUUCAGGAUCACGCGGAUCGGGAAUGGAAGUUUGCAAGAUCUAAAUUAUGGAUGGGAUACUUUGAUGAAGGGUCAACAUUACCGACGCCUUUCAAUCUAAUUAUUAGUCCCAAAUCUAUAUAUUACUUCUUAAAAAGAGUCAGGAGGCUAGUACAAAGCUGUCUUGUCAGUAAAACAGACAAACCGAGGAGAAAAUCGAAUGAAAUGCAUAAUAAGACUUACUGCACUUUACACGAUUACGUAAGUUCAUUUUCAUUCAUAAGAUUAAAGGAAUAGUUGACAAUCAUCAUUUCUCUCCUUAGUUUAUAUAAAUUUUUUACCUCUAUUCUUUUAUUCUUCUAGGAUCCUUUCUUGUUAUUUGUUUCAUUAAUGAGAUGUAAUAAGCUUACUUUUAUAACUUGGAUUUUAUAUUAUCAUAAUCGUUAUUUUUCAUCUGAAAUAAUGCUAUUAUUCAUGUUUUAGAGUUUUAAACGUUUAUCUUAGACAGAUAGAAAUAACUUUGAGUUUUUAUUAGAUUUAGUUACUUUUUUUAACGCUUUUCCCCUCUUUCUUUCUCUCUCUCUCUCUCCUCAUUCUUUUUUACCAUAAGAUUUUCCCCUGUUCUUUUUAACCUUCAGAACCAGCAUGGAAUUUCUACCAUUUCCAAUCAUGUUCAAGCUUUAGAUAAUCCUGCUAUGACGCCAUCUAGCGCCAGUGAUUUUGAGGUACAUUGAAUUGUGUUGUUUGGAGUAAGAGCACUAUGAAGUGUAGCAGUGUAUACAAACAGAGUAAUAGGGAAAGUAUGUCAAAAAAAAAACCCGAAUUAAUGGGCGAAGAAACAGAGGACAGCGAAGCGGGAGUGCUGAUAAGUAGGAGCGGAAAUAGUUGAGGAUGAGAAGGAAGACGACUAGCAAAAUCGACAAAAAUCAAAAGAGAAAUAUAAAUACAUAGCGGACGAUGUUGCAGUUAUUCAAUUACUUUCUCCUCCAGUUUUUUUUCCUUAAAUAAUAGAGAUAAAACAAGGGAAAAUAGUUCUUUUUGCAGUGUUGUUGUCCGUUUAAAUAUGAAUGAAAUUUAGUUUAUGUUUUUCUUUUUUGCAUGAUAAAGUAAUUGUACUCUUCUUGUUUUCUCCCAGAGAAAGAGUCAUUUCUUUCUCUUCUUUUUCCUUUGCAUGUUAAACAAGAAACGC
This is a messenger RNA of Dimorphilus gyrociliatus, 3352 nucleotides long. The record is from the annotation of a GenBank genome assembly. Lineage: Eukaryota; Metazoa; Annelida; Polychaeta; Dinophilidae.